ACAUAGUUUGGGUAGCUUAUUGGGUACACAAAGCUUUGCUCAAACUCCAAUAGCCGAAGUAACCACCGGAAACUAAACCCUAGAUUAUAUCUAUCGAUCGAUUGAAUAAGGCAUGAUUGUUGAGAUUGCGAUCAAAUAGAGUGGGCGAAUGCUUCCACCCUCUCACGAGAUCGCAGGCGAAAAUGGCUACACCUUUUCUAGCAGGACUUGCAGUUGCUGCAGCUGCUCUCGCUGGUAGGCGUGGUAUCCAGGCUUGGCAUGCAUACAAGGCAAGCCCAGCCGUUCCUCGGAUGCGCAAGUUUUAUGAAGGUGGGUUCCAGCCUGUUAUGACUAGAAGGGAAGCUGCUCUUAUCCUUGGGGUCAGAGAAAGUGUUCCUCCAGACAAAGUAAAAGAAGCUCACAAAAGGGUGAUGGUUGCCAAUCAUCCUGAUGCAGGGGGAAGCCACUAUCUUGCCUCAAAAAUUAAUGAAGCAAAAGACAUUCUACUUGGGAAGACCAAAGGUGGUGGAUCUGCAUUUUGAUUACCUUCAUUUGUAAAACUUUUAACUAUGAGAAGAGAUGAUGGUGGAUAAUUAAAUCCAUAAGAUGUCAAAUUUUGAUUAAAUCAUAGCUGUAGCUCUAAGUGGCAUGAUGCUCGGUAUAAAUUCUUUGCAACAUAAUGUUUUUGCCAUAGUUAAUGUACAACUACUCCAUUCAAGCAAUACUUCGAAUGUGAGUUCAUGGAAGAUUGUUUUGUUGCUCAUGAAUUAAAUUGCAUUAUGGUAUUUGAAAAA
Messenger RNA from Zingiber officinale, 773 nucleotides. Its product is annotated as mitochondrial import inner membrane translocase subunit TIM14-1-like. Gene Ontology annotation, molecular function: ATPase activator activity. Gene Ontology annotation, cellular component: PAM complex, Tim23 associated import motor. The coding region runs from base 183 to 521 and encodes 112 amino acids. Gene Ontology annotation, biological process: protein import into mitochondrial matrix. The record is from RefSeq and is a predicted model, not a curated record. The transcript has 3 exons. Lineage: Eukaryota; Viridiplantae; Streptophyta; Magnoliopsida; Zingiberales; Zingiberaceae.